Molecule: messenger RNA, 948 nt
Organism: Umbelopsis ramanniana AG
Lineage: Eukaryota; Fungi; Mucoromycota; Umbelopsidomycetes; Umbelopsidales; Umbelopsidaceae
Exons: 3
Coding region: 61-771 (236 amino acids)
Biological process (GO): ribosomal large subunit assembly; cytoplasmic translation
Cellular component (GO): cytosolic large ribosomal subunit; ribosome
Molecular function (GO): structural constituent of ribosome; RNA binding
Source: RefSeq, a predicted model, not a curated record
AAUUGGCCCAGGAAGCUGCCCAAAGAAGGAUCUUUCUCUUUUUCCACUUUGAAGUUAGAAAUGGCCCACGCACCUAGAAACAACUUCAUUGCUCCUGGUGUAGCACGCUUCAGCCGUAGCGCUGUCUAUGCUAAGAAAGGUCUCUACAAGCACGCCAAGCCCCAGGCUCAGGCUGCCGCUAAGGACAACGCCGCUGAUAAGACUGUCGAACUUAAGGGUGGACAGAAGCGUGUUGUUCCCGCUAACAAGGCUAGCCGCUUCUACCCUGCUGAGGACGUUCCCCAGCCCAAGAAGUCUCGCAAGGCUGCCAAGGCUGCCUCCGUCCGCAGCAGCAUCACUCCCGGAACUGUCCUCAUCCUCCUUGCUGGUCGUUUCCGUGGUAAGCGUGUCGUCUGCCUCAAGACUCUCGACUCCGGUCUUUUGUUGGUCACUGGUCCCUACAAGGUCAAUGGUGUCCCCAUGAAGCGUGUCAACGCUGCCUAUGUCAUUGCUACCUCCACCAAGGUUGACCUUUCCAAGGCUCAGAUUGAUGAGAAGUUCAACGAUGCUUACUUCACCAAGAAGACUGUCAGCAACAAGAAGGGUUCUGAGGAAGAGUUCUUCGAGGGUGAACAAAAGAAGGCUGUCUACCCCGAGUCCAAGGCUGCUGACCAAAAGGCUGUUGACAAGGCUAUCCUUGCUGCUGUCCAAGGUGUCCCCCACCUCCGUCACUACCUUGGUGCUUCUUUCAGCCUCAAGAAGGGUCAAUUCCCCCACCAGCUUAAGUUCUAAGUGGAGAUCAGCUCCUUGUUGCGUUUCACAAUGGGAAAGCUCAUUUCUAUUUGACAAAACUUUUUUACUACAAAAAGGAAUUGGCGGGUCAUUUUCGAAAAUAAAACCAUAAUUUCAAAUUAUCAGCUCAAAGAUGACAGGAUGUGUAUGUUGCUAUUUGAAAUGUGGUGGCCAGAU